AUGGCUCAGGUUACUUUGAGCGUUGCGACCAAGGCCAGCCAUGCUGCUGUGCUCCCUGUUGUCUUGAUUGCAACCUCUAUUAACGAGGCUUGCCCUACCCCCGUGAUCGACAUCAAAUACGAGAAUACCGACUUCCUCGGCGAAGGUGAUAAUAAGCAGGUCUCGCAACUUUCGUCUGCUGGAAAGUCAGCUUUCGGCACUGUCCCUACCAUUGAGGAGCUUUGCAACCAGUUCCCCUAUCUGGUUGGUAAGGAGGCUGCAGUAGAGAAGGAGUGGAUUUCACAGCUUGACAACUUCAAUACUCUCGACUUCAAGGCACUCGACCCCGUCCUCCAAAAGCUCGAUACGCACCUUCUCCUCCGCUCCUUCGUUGCCGGCUAUGCUCUGUCCACCGCCGACAUCGCAUUGUGGGGAGCUCUUCGGGGUAACCGUGUUGCUGUCGCUGCGUUGAAGAAGGGUGCCUUGGUCAACCUAUCCCGUUGGUAUCGGUUCAUUGAGGAGCUUUGCCCGUGGACCGCUAAUGUCGUCGAGACGCUGAAUUCGGUCACCCGGGACGCCAAGGUUGCAAAGUCUAAGGCCGGUGCCAAUUACGACAUUGCCUUGCUCAACACCGAUAAGGGCGUUGUGACUCGUUUCCCUCCAGAGCCAUCUGGGUAUCUGCACAUUGGUCACGCCAAGGCCGCUCUUCUCAAUGACUACUUUGCUCAUGAGAAGUACAACGGCACUCUGCUUCUUCGCUUCGACGACACAAACCCCUCAAACGAGAAGCAGGAGUUCCAGGACGCCAUUGUGGAGGAUCUUGCUCUCAUGGGCAUCAAGCCUAACAAGGUCUCUUACACUUCGGACUACUUCGACGAGCUCUACGACUACUGUAUCGAAAUGAUCAAGAAGGGACAUGCCUACGCCGAUGACACUGAGAAGGAAACCAUGGCUGCUCAGCGUAUGGAUGGAAUUCCCAGCGUGCGUCGCGAUCUUUCAGUCGAGGAGAGCUUGGCCCGCUUCGAGGAUAUGAAGAAUGGCACCGAGGAAGGCCUGCGUUGGUGCAUUCGUGCAAAGAUCUCCUUCGAUGACAAGAACAAGGCUCUCCGUGACCCUGUCAUCUACCGCUGCAACCCUCACCCCCACCACCGGAUCGGCUCCAAGUGGAAGAUCUAUCCAACCUACGACUUCGCUUGCCCUGUUGUCGACUCUAUGGAGGGUGUCACUCACGCUCUGCGUACCAUCGAGUACCGUGAUCGCAACCCGCAAUAUCAGUGGAUGUUGGAUGCUCUCAACCUCCGUCAUGUACAAGUCUGGGACUUUGCUCGCAUGAACUUCAUCCGCACUCUGCUCUCCAAGCGCAAGCUGACCAAGCUUGUCGAGAGCGGUGUCGUCUGGGGCUGGGAUGACCCUCGUUUCCCUACUAUUCGUGGUAUUCGCCGUCGUGGUAUGACUAUUCCGGCCUUGCGCGAAUUCAUCCUGAAGCAGGGCCCCUCGCGAACCAUCACCCUGUUCGACUGGGCUCUCAUUUGGGCCACCAACAAGAAGUACAUUGACCCCGUUGCUCCCCGUCACACCGCUGUUGUGAACCAGGAUGCUGUCAAGACAACCAUUACCAACGCCCCAUCACUUUUCACCGAAGAGAAGCCACGCCAUGCCAAGAACGCCGCCGUGGGCAUGAAGACGGUUACCUUUGCUCCCAAUGUGCUUAUGGAGCAGGUUGACGCCAAGUCCUUCAAACAGGACGAGGAGAUCACCCUGAUGAACUGGGGCAAUGCCUUCGUCCGCAAGAUCACCGCUGACAAUAACGGUACCAUUACUCACCUUGAGCUGGAGCUCAACCCCCAGGGUGAUGUUAAGAAGACCGAGAAGAAGGUGACUUGGUUGGCCGAGACUCCUGACCUUGUCCCCGUUGAGCUGGUCGACUUUGACUACCUGUUGAAGAAGGACUCCUUGAGCGAGGACGACGUUCUCGAAGAUGUUCUCAACUAUGACACUGAGACCCGUGAGCCCGCUUUGGCUGACAGCAAUGUCGCCCAGUUCAAGGAGGGUGACAUUAUGCAGUUCGAUCGUAAGGGCUUCUACCGUGUGGAUCGCGCCUACAGCCCUGGUUCUCCUGCUGUCUUCUUCAACAUCCCCACUGGCAAGGCUAAAUAA
Molecule: messenger RNA, 2136 nt
Organism: Penicillium diatomitis
Lineage: Eukaryota; Fungi; Ascomycota; Eurotiomycetes; Eurotiales; Aspergillaceae
Product: glutamate--tRNA ligase GUS1
Exons: 3
Coding region: 1-2136 (711 amino acids)
Biological process (GO): translation; glutamyl-tRNA aminoacylation
Cellular component (GO): cytosol; cytoplasm; methionyl glutamyl tRNA synthetase complex
Molecular function (GO): glutamate-tRNA ligase activity; ATP binding
Source: RefSeq, a predicted model, not a curated record